Molecule: messenger RNA, 6357 nt
Organism: Amphibalanus amphitrite
Lineage: Eukaryota; Metazoa; Arthropoda; Thecostraca; Balanomorpha; Balanidae
Exons: 22
Coding region: 707-4174 (1155 amino acids)
Source: RefSeq, a predicted model, not a curated record
GUGCCCGUAACUCUAGGAACCUCGCGAGACACGUGGCUGGAGGAAGACGUUUCUGGCGAUCCGGGGCGAUAGCGAAGGCGGUGUUUUUCCACUUAGAUUCUUUUUGAUUUGUAUCUUUCCAUUGAUAAUUUCAAUUAUAUACUGAAAAGGUUUUUCUUUCUUACGCUUUCGGAAGAUAGAACCAUGCCUUCUCCCAGAGCGCCUUUUGCCCCCUUGAAGAAUGAGCUGUAUUGCUCUUCCUGCUUACCGAGCUGUUUGGCUAUCCCCAAGUAGCUAAGACUGUAAGUAGCAUUGUAGUAUUCACAACUAACAUUAACUUCUCUGUUCUCUCCUCGCCCAGGCCAUAUCCUACCAAGGCUAUCUCCUAACCAUCGCAAUUUUUCCUCUCCCAAGUCAUUCCUCAUCCCUACCCGGAAACCUGCUUAGUUCCGCUUAGUACCACAACCAUACGCCAACUGCAACUCUGAAGACUACAAGAGGAUAUACCAACUUGGAAGUUGGACGCUUGAGCCAAGCUGCUGCGCGCCCUAACUCUUCAACAACAACAACAACAACAACUCUAGGAAGCUUUAUUUCGCCAUGUAGGUACAUUUGAAGCUAUCAUAAUCAUUAAGUCGAUAUUUUUCAAGUUUAAGUUCAAGUUUCAAGUUGAGCCGGUAUUUUUCAAGUUGAGGUUCUACAUCUGCCCUUUGGAGUUCGGCACGUGAUGACGAUGCCGAUCAUGGCAGCUCAUGCCAGGAACCGGUGUCGAUUGAGCAAUCUGACUCUGGCACUUCUGUGCUUCGUUUUCGUAACGCCGACAGCAAACGGUGAUUCUCUAAAGUGGGAUGUCAAUGAUGGAAAUUGGAAAACGAUAAAACUGGAGCCUCCGAAAGGCGAUCGUGACCUGACCCUGGACCUGACGGGGCUAUCCACAAGGCUGGUGGACAAUGUGCAAUUGAAGCUGGACGGUCACACACGCGAGCCUCUGUAUCCACCUCCCGCCAGUGCUAUGAAGGCUCCGGGUCUGAAGUGGACGAUAUGUGGCUCUGCUGGUGUGAAUACUCUUGAAAUAAAGAUCAACUGGAAAUCAGCAGGCGACAGUAAUACGGGGACAGCUGUUUCGUUACGAACUGGUUGGACGGACAUCCGCUCGAACUCCACCGCGGUGUGGAAGGUGCGCUCUGCCGACUGGCAGUACCGGCGCCUGACGUGGAGCGGCUCCGGGUCGGCCGCCGCCGUCGGUAUCACCAGUCUGGACGUGCUGCCGGCCGUGGCGUGCGUGGCCCACUCGUGCCCCGAUGAAGCGACGUUGUCAGCACGCUCUCCAGACUGCAAGACCUUCAAUGGCACUGUAUCUUUUAAACCCGACACCGAAAGCCUACCAAAAUAUCUGUUUGUGAAGUUAAACAGCAACAAUGUGAAUGGCAAGCUGAUGAAGGUGGAGACGCGGCGCGGGCGGCCGGCGGAGAUCGACGGCUGGCUGACGACUCUGGCCGAGACGCGUGCACCGGCCGGCGCCUUCGGCCCGGCCAAGGUGGCUCUGCCGUCGUCACCCAGGGUGGGCGCGUCCCGCAGUCGGCCAGGCGUGUCCGGCGCCAGCGGUACGCCCGUGCGGCAGCGCGGCGCGGCAGUCGGCGCGCAACCCGCACCAGGCGGCGCCAGCAACUCAGUGUCGUCCAGUGCGGACGGCUCGAGCCAGUCCUUUUCGCUCUCCAACAGCGGUAACCCGAGUGUGAACGUCUACAACUAUGUCGGCACCAACGGGGAGACGGGCCAGCCGACGGUGUCGGCACCGCAGCGGGACGUGGCUGUGACGCCGGACGCCGGCCGGGCGCCGCUCGAGGAGCGGCUGACGGGCGAGGUGUCGGAGCUGGAGCCACAGACACUGCGGUUCCACGCCGAGCCGGACCGGUUGCAGAGCGGGCCUCUAACGUUCGAAGUAGCCAGCAACGGAACGGUGUACGCCCUCCUUAUGGUGACGCCAGAGGCGAAACUUAUUCGCAUCACAUCUCCCAACGGUGGCCGCGAGCACGUGCAGCUGUGCCCCAGCCAGCUGCGCGGGCAGUGGCUGGAUGUGACGGUGUCCACCUCCUCUCGGCGGCCUGUGGGUUUCAGCGGCCGGCUGUACCAGCCCGACACCGAGCUAAGUCUGGACGAGCCCAGGCAGGUAGAGCUGGCCCGGAACCAGUCGAGCGUGCGUGAGCUGACCUUUCCCGACUACGAGACACCGGUGGGGCUGCAGGUCAAUGCCCCACCCGACACCUGUAUGCGCGCCUCCAUCUUCCAGAAGAUGUGUCAGGCGCUGGCGGGCCGUCUCAAGGACGCCGUCAGCCACAAGUACCUCAGCAGUGGCGACUACCUGCCAGUAGCGAAUGCCUUUCACGCCGGUCGGGCGUUUCUGCGGACCGAGUGGGCCGCGCCAGAGAACUGCGGCCUGCCCGCCGCCGUCACGUCCGGAGCUGGCGGCCUGCUGCGCGCGAUGCUCACCCUGGACGAGCAUGAGGACAGUGAUGUCUUGCCGGUGGUGCUGCUGCCUCCAGUGGCACUGGCGAUCAUCGUGCCGGCCAUCGUCUUCUGGCUGGUGCGCUCGGUUGUGACCAAGAGGUGGCUGAGAGACUGGACCUCGGACGGCGGCGGUGCCACCAUCAGCGAGCUACCGGAGACGCCGCGCCUGCCGCGCCUCGUGCCGCGUCUGCUCGGCUCCGAGUCCGGCAAGAAGGCUCUGCCCGCGCCGGCCUCCGGCUCCAGCUCCGGCUCUGCGCCCGGCGCCGGCUCCGGCCCGGCUGCCAUGUCGGUCAUCUCGGAGGCCCGCUACCCGGACAUCAGCUCGGAGAAGCGCCAGCUGGCGGCCGUGGUGUCGGGCCAGACGCCAAGCGGCGUCAGUGUCGGCUCGUACCCGGACCUGAGCGAGGAGCAGCGCCGCGAGGUGGCCGCCGUCGAGGCAGAGGACGAGGAGGAGGAGCGGGCAGAGCAGGGAGCCGAGAAGGAGCGACUGGCGGCACAGCUGGGCGUGGGCGGCCGGCCGGCGCCGCCGUCUGCGCCCGCGGCAGCGGAGGACGCAGAGACCAGUGUGUCGCUGCUGCCGGAGCCCACUGAGCCGGGUAGCUCGGCCGUGGUCCGCCGCUCUGGAUCGGACGCCUCUGGCGCGCUGCUGGUCAGCCGCUCGCCCGGCGGCCUGGCCGGACCGCUGGCGGUCGCCCGACACGUCUCCGCGCCCACCCUGUUCGGGUUCGCAGUGGCCGUGCUCGCCACAUCGACCUACUUUUCGGCCACAUCUCUGAAGGCUUACAUGGCUGGUGAUGCGGGCGCGUGCCCCACUUCUGCCACCUACACGGUCAUGGCGAGCGGGCUGCCCAGCGUGGGCGGCCUGGUCAGCCUGCUGCCGACCGCCAGCUACGCAGCCUGCAUCUGGUUCCUGCGCAACUCGUGGGUCCGCCACGCCUCCGACACACAGCUGCUGGAGCGCGGGAUCGUCUGGCCGGCGCCCGGUCUGGAGUGGCUGCUGGUUGUAUACGGAGCGCAGUCGGCCGUGAGCGGACUCUGCCCGGGCAACAACCCGUGCUUCACUGCCAACACGUUUGUGGUGGCGUUUGUCGGUGUGCUGGCCGGCAGUCGGAUGCCCACCGUGCGUCCGACGCUACCCCUGACGGCGUCGGUGGCCGGCUCGGCGCUGGUCUCGGCCGGCGGCUGGCUGCCCGGCCCGACCCUGGACUGUCUGGCCGCCUCAGCGGCCGCCGCCGGCCAGAUCCUCGUCACCGGCUAUCUGUACUGGCAGCUGCUGCUGCCCAACAAUAUUGGCCGUCUGUCGGCUGUGGAGCGGGCCCGUCUGCUGGUGCCCCGCGAGGUGGCCGUGCUGGUCGGCUCGCAGCUCGCGACGGCCGCGCUCGGAGCGUUCGUGCUCUCGCCGGGCGGCUAUCUGGCACUGACUGGACUCGCUACACUCUCCACCACAGUGUGGAUCACCAAAGCCCGCAAGGGCACCAGGUCUGUGGCCACCCUGCUCUCGGCCUACGGCUGGCUGGCGCAGAUGGUCGGCUUCAGCUCGUUCUUCUCUGCCUUUAUCAUCGGAGAGGCGGCGUACGCCGGGAAGCUGGGCCCGCUGGAGGCCUCUAGUAUCGGACAGCAGCUCUACCUGGUGUCCUGCCUCUCCCUGGCACUGGGUGUCUCUCCUCGCCCGCUGCAAGUGCAGUAGGAGGAACUCGCGUCGCGCCAACCUAGGCAACUUUCGAAGCCGUAGAACAUUACGUCCUUGGCUUUAUCAUGGUGAAGAACAUCUUUCUUUUUUAGAUUUUCCUUGUAGACCAUUGUACUUUCUUAGGAGGGGUAGUAAGUUUCCGCCUCGUAAAAAUUAUAUUUUUCAUCGUUCUUUUCCCAAUGUUUUCCCAAUGUUCAGGUGGUGGUAAGGUUCGUUUAAGAUCGCUUGUGGACUCGGGUUGGAUGCACUCCAGCUGAUUGCACCAAUGUCUCGAGACACCGGUUUUAGCAAAGAUACAUUUAAAUAGCUUCUUAGCUCGCAGACGCAAUGUUGCUAGGAUUGUCUAGAAAGCGGACGGGAAAGGACGCUCUAACUUACUGACUAAUUGGUGUGGUGUUUCUGUGUAGCAGUUUCUAUUCAUUUUCAUCUCGUCCAGAGCUUAUAUUUAAUUUUUUGCGAUGUUAUCUAGUCACGCGUCGUUACGCUCCUCAGUGAAUCCGUUGAUUACUCUGAUCGCGCCUGUGAUCACUGUAAUAUGUGCUGUAGAAUCGGAGCUCAUUGUCCGAUCUCAUGUAUAUCUUAUCCCAUGGGUGGCGUAGAUUUCUCAAAGUCAAUGAGCUGUGAAUUCGGUGAUUUGUUGAUCGGCCCGGGGUGGCACUCAGUGUGGUCCUCGGCAUAUGUGAUAAUUGUACUAUUGAGGCCGUCCGGUGGACCCCGUUUGCUUUGCGCCAGUCUGGCUCGUCCGUCGGUCACAGUUAGGUCGGUCUGGGUUUGCGGUCGGUCGAGCCGUUCAGUGCCCCGUCCGGCGGUCAGCCCGUCGCCUGCCGGCAUCCCCCCUCCCCUCUCUGCACUUCAGCUGAGAUGCAAGUUUGGUGGACAAACGGCGUUCAGAUGACCAGCUCGUGCUGAGUUUUCAGCACCGCCUCUCACACCGUGUGGUGCGCGGCCGGGGCGGCAGUCGGUCACCGAAUUUGGGAAAAUCUUAGCACACAGCCGGCCAGUGGUCUUGUCGACCGGAUCACUGGUCGAUGCUGGUAGUCGCGCUGCAUUCGGUGGUGGCUGGCCGCCCGCUCCGCACCAUGCGUCGUGUCCCCAGCGUGGAGAUGGUGCCGCCAUCUCACCUGGGAGCCCGUGACACCUCCCCCCCUUCCCCCCCCCCCUCCCCCGGAACCGGGGCGACUGGGUGACCGCCGUCGGAGGGGCUGAAUUAGCGGACCCGCAGCCGCCGCGGUCCGGCCGUUAGCGCCGCGCGGCCCGCCGCCAUCCCAUGCUCCCGCAGAGAUGGGUGGUCUGCACGGACUCGGGACCACGGUCCAACGGAGCAGGGACCACGGUCCAAUGGUCAGGAUAGGUGGCUUUGCUGCCUCAUCGGAUUGUUUACAACGUACCGUUUCACGGACGAUUUUUUCUAUUAACUCUUGAAACUGUCAUUUUGUGUUCGAGUCACUGUGUGUGGUAAUCGACCCACACCAAACUUACAUCUCCGCUGAAACACGUGACCACCUUGUCCUGUGGGACCGAGGCGGCGGGCUGGGGCCGGUCGGGGUAAGGUGCGGUUCACAUCGUGUCCCGCUGACCAGCCCGCACCUGGCGGAGGUCUGUUCAGGUCGCGCCGACAUGGGGUGAGCGUUUAGCUCGCGUCGGUUGCCCAGCUCCCGUGCUGAUGGGAGUAUGGUAUCCUGGCGGGAAAGAACGGUACGCACCGGUCGGUGGAGCGAACAGACGCGAGCCAUGAGGAGCGGGCGGGCGGCGGAUGGCACUGGGUGAGAGCGACCAGCGCGUGGUGGGGUCCGAUGUCGACUGCUGCUGGCGGGCGUAGACGAUGACCGGCUAUCUGCCAGUCACAGUGAACGUCGGCCCUGGGCCGCGCUCAACAUCCCUCGGAACUUUGCGUCGGCUCGACCUACCGCAAACCGCCAACCGCCCGUGAUCGUAUGACGUCACCGUUUGGUGAUCAGUGACGUCACUCUGCGGCCACCGGACGGCCCUCGCGAAUGGUUUGUUGUGAAUGACUGGCAUGUGGACGGUGUAACGCGUUUGGGCCACAGGCCGCAACCCUGUGAGGGAUUCACAAAUGAGGAGCUGUACCGUGACGAGAAUAUUCAUACGGAAAUUGUUCUCGCUAGGAUUGCGCUGUUCUGUUUCCAUGUCUUCUCGCAGAAUAAAACGCUUUCGUGCAA